Trichomonas vaginalis G3 is the source of this 987-nucleotide messenger RNA. RefSeq lists its product as uncharacterized. NCBI's taxonomy places the organism in Eukaryota, Parabasalia, Trichomonadida, Trichomonadidae. The record is from RefSeq and is a predicted model, not a curated record. The transcript has a single exon. The coding region runs from base 1 to 987 and encodes 328 amino acids.
AUGAGUAGAAGAACUGUGGAAGUUCAAUCAACAUCUUAUUCUCAACAAGAAAAGUUGAUACAUUCCAUAGCUCUCACUCUAUUAGGAGGCUCUGAAAUUGAGUCAGCAUCAGCUCUAUCUUCGUUAUUGAAUUGGUCAAAUCCAAAAAUACCAUAUCCUCCACAAUCUCCUCCGCCAAAACCAACACCAAUAUUAGUUCAAUCAAUGGCUCGCUUUUUGACGUUGCAUAUCGAUCAGUGGACUAAAGGUCCAAGUGUUGAACCGGGACUUCUUACAUUAACCAUUAUAAACAACUUGAUUUUCUCACAAGAAAAGAAAGUUAAUAUCGCUAAUGCUGCAAUUGUUGCUGGUUGCAGUGAAAUGAUGAUAAUUCUUCAAAGGUUAAGCUUUCAUCCAAUUUCUCCUUUAGCAGUAUCUGCACAAAAUAUUCUGAUUUCUAUUGCAAGGUUUUGCGAUGUCUCAAAGUCAGUAGAAAAUCCAGAAAGAUUCAUAGAAAUUUUAUGUUCACUAUUCAAGCUUGCAGAUCCAGAAAAAGACAAACAACAGAUUGUAAUUGCUCUAAAUUUCUUAUUACUUCCUAAUAAUUGCACGUUAAUUAUUGAACAAAUGGGAGCUGACCUUUUAAUCGACCGUUUUGCAGUGAUAUUUGCAUAUCCAUCAAGGUACAUUAGAGAUAUUUUGUUGGAGGUUAUUUACGCCUUAGUUAUGACUGUUCCUGAAAUUAAAGAAGCAGUUUGCAGAAAUGAAACACUUCUUCGUACUAUUGUUGCUACAUGCAUUCCACAGUUCGAUCCAAUUGACUCAAAAAACACUCUUCCGUUGUCUCCAUGUCAGAAAUCUUGUGCCUUGCUUAGCGAACUUCUUGAUGACUCCAGAGUGUUGCAGUUUGCAGCAACUUUCAAGAUACAGUUCGCUACAGCAAUUCUUAAAUGGAAAUCCGCUUGGUUAACAGAUAUUGCCAUCAAAAUUUCAAAUGUAACGAUCUAA